This is a messenger RNA of Ceratitis capitata (Mediterranean fruit fly), 7898 nucleotides long. RefSeq names its product probable dual specificity protein kinase madd-3. The record is from RefSeq and is a predicted model, not a curated record. Gene Ontology annotation, cellular component: nucleus. Bases 585 to 6281 code for a protein of 1898 amino acids. Gene Ontology annotation, biological process: protein phosphorylation. The transcript has 10 exons. Gene Ontology annotation, molecular function: ATP binding; protein kinase activity. Lineage: Eukaryota; Metazoa; Arthropoda; Insecta; Diptera; Tephritidae.
UGGUCGUUCGUUCGUUCAUUCGUGUUGGUUUUCCAUUUGUUGGCGUUCUGAGUUCGUGUGUGUGUGUUACAGUCAAUGCAAUGUUUAUGUGUACGUACGUGAACGUCUCAAGUGUACGUCUGUUUUCGUAAUGUCGAAAGUAUUUAUUUGUUGAGUACCUGUAAUACCUGAAGCUGGGAAAGAAUUUAUACUUAGCAUUUAGUGAAUUUUAUAGGCGACCUAAAUUAUUCAUAACGGUACUGAUUAGCGAAGUUCUAGGGUGAAUGCGCGAACGAAGCUAGAAUUCCUAUGUUCUGUAGGAUUCGCGCUCCCGAAAUCCACUUGGAGGUUAUUAAUUCGUAUUUUCGGGUUUUUUCCUCAAUCCGAGGUCUAAUUAUUCCACUUCGUCUUCUCAUUUGGCGAUGUAAAUAUAUCGGUCGCUUGUCACAUCUAAGUUUCACUACUACGAGAGAUUUGCUCUCUCCGAAGCUUCAAAAUUUUUAAGAAUUCAGAACCUUAUUUAACAGCACAAAACUGGUCUAUCAAUUUCAAAACAAAAAACAACAACAGUUCGAUAACUGAAGUUCUUUCGCGAACCAAAACCAAUGAGUGACAAUGUUAACCGAACUCCCGCUAAAUGUAACGCUAAAACAACAGCAACAAUAACAACAAACAAAACAAAGACAAUACUGUUAAAUAACAAUGAUGCACCAUCACCACCUGUGUCCGUUGCUACAACACCACCAGCGGAGACUGUAGUUAAAGAAUCGCAGUUACCUGCUAAGGCCAAAAGAGAUAAACCCUCAGUGGACUUAGCUUGCAAGGAAACGAAGAAAGUGGCUGCCGCGUUACCAAGAGCCACCAAUCCGCAGCUCCAAGAGAGCCCAUCACCACCAAUGGUGCCUGUUACGGUCGCCACGUUUGGCAGAUCGCCACCCAGCAGUGCGCACGGAACGCCACCAACAGUCACCCAGCCGUAUCAUGUUGUUUCACCCCAGAUGGCCACAGUCUUGGCUGCCAGUAAAGCAGGCAGUCGUUCGCCUGUUUCUUCACCGCGCGCCGGCCGUAAACAUCAUCGACCACACUUACCGGCGAGUCCGAAAUCUACACCGCCCGGUGCGCGUAAAAACUAUCCCCUCUCUUAUAAUGCUGCUACUGGUGUAAUAACAUCGCCUAUUUCCAUACCGGCCGUACCGCCACACAUGAUAUCUGCCAUGGCGUCCAGUCCGGCUUCAUCAUUGUCGCUGUCUUCAUCGACAUCGUCACCUUCGUCCUCACCGCCACCACCUGUGCCCAUGCGUGCACCCAAAUACAAUUCUACCGGCAACGUACAACGACUCCUGAAUGCGAGUCCUAAAGAUAACGAUACAGCAGUUAAAGGCUUAAGUUAUGGACUAGCAAAAAAGCCAAUCACGGGCUCAACGCGCAAUAUAGCAGGACACUCUACAUAUGGCAGUGGCAUGGGUGUACUUUCAGAGGAACACCCAACUCUGACUUCCUGCGCCAAACCAUUGCCUGAGUUCGAUCUCGACAAAUUGGUUGCCCAGCAAAAGGAGUUGGAAAAACAGACAGCGGCGGUGAAAAUGGAUGCGAAUAUAUACGACGCAGAGAUUGAGAUGAUGAAUAAGUAUCUCAAGAGUCUGCCCGACUAUACCGAGCUGGAUAAGAAGCUCCAUAAAGAGUUUCAAGAGUGUGAGGAUUUGUACGAUCGCUUGAAACGUCGUCAAGCGCCGGUCACCAAAUCCAAUUCACGCCAAAGUAUUAUCCUGCACACCCAACCGGAGCAGCAGCAGUUGUGUAAUAAGUCUUACGUCCCGCCACCCAAUAACCUGAUGAAGUCUUCAUCCAUAAACUUGGGUAAUUCACUGUCUGCCAUGCAGAGCCCUCAAAACCGCACACGCCUCGCCUAUCCGUCCAUCUUUUCUACACUCGGUCAGCCACAACAAGAACAAACACCCAAAUUACAGCGCAGCACGUCGAGUAACAGUAUGCCAUAUUCGAAUACGCCCCAGUAUAGUGGCUGUAUACAGGGUUUAUCGCCUGCCGACAACUUGCCACAAUCCAGCCAAUUAUUAGCGCAGCAAAAAGAUUCCGUAACCAGCGGCUCGAAUCUCUCGCUUAAUAAGCAACUUAUGAACGACUUUUGGGCGGAGAACCUGAUGUCCUCACAGAAACGGCAAACGCCGAAGCGGUCUAUAUGGAACUAUGAGAAGAUCUGCGCGCCAGCGGUGAGUAGUGUAGGCGCAGCGGGCGCCCCACUAAAGGUGGAUGCGCAGACAGCAAAAAAACUAGCUAUUUUCGAUCCAACCGUUGCCGAGGCGGCACAAAAGGAACUCCAGAAGCCCAAUAAAUUGCAGAAGAAUGCAUCGCUGUCGCAUUUAGAUAUGAAGGUUCGGCAGGCCGUAACCAAGGAAGAUUUUUAUAAGCUUAUGUGUAAUGAGAACUCGCCCACAACGAGUCUGGCGCCCACAAAUUUCGUGAGUAAAGUACCAGUGAAGAUAAUGGCACAACCGCCAGUGGCACAGGUACAGCAACAGUAUCAUCUACCGCAGCUGACGCCAUUGAAUAAAAGUGUUUCCCUCUCUCAUGUACCCUCCGGUGUGAUCUCUACACAAAUGAAUUACGCCAGUCUCACUCAAACACCCGCACAGGCCAAUGCACCAUCAACGAGUAAUCUUGUGCGUUCGACUAGCCGCACACACAUACCUUGCUACAUGAAACAUCUGCCCGCCUUAAGUCGUAGCACCUCGAGCACCGCAAUCCUCAUGCCUACGUCCACAGCCGCCACGAAUCCACCGGCAGCGCGCGACGUCACAUCAAAACAAAUUAGUCAGCCCUCGGCGUUGAUGACCAAUUCGGCAAUAACAUCUGCAGCAGCGGCUACAUCGACGCACCCCCUCCGCGGCUUACUGAAGAGCUCGUCGAGUUCAAGUGUGUUUGGCGCUGCAACUAAAUAUAGUCCGUUCUACAUGCAACAACAACAACACCAGCAACAGCAGCAAAGUUGUGAGUCAUCCUCGCAAACUACGCUUGCCGCAGCGGCGGCCACGUUGACAGGGGCGACAAAGGCCGGCAAUGGUGUGUCGCCGCGUGCGCCUGCAAUGACAACAUCUUUGGUGGCUCCAAGUGAGAAACCAAAAUCAGCGUUGAGUGAUGAACUGAUGAUACGCCAAAAACAAAAGCAACAACAGCAAAUACUAUCAGAACCAACACACGGGGCGGAGGUGAAACAAACGGUACAGCAGCCAUCUAAACAUUUGGAAACUCGGCAGUCAAAGCCAAAUAUAUCGAGCAGCUUAAGCAAACAAGAACCCGAGGCGGAGGUGAGUAAGGAGCCGCAUCCCAUCACAGUCGACGGGGAUAGGAACGAAACUAACGCAACGACCUCCUCUGAUGGGGCCGCGCCCUCCUCAAUCGAUCGAAAAUCAGUGAAAAGCAACAGUACCCUAAGCACAAAUAGCAUCACCGCAACAAAUUGCUGCACCUCCCACCUGCCCCACUUGUCGAAGUUUACAUCCUCUUUUCACAUACCCUCCGCCGAUGCCAAGACCAGCCAACAGCAGCAAUCAAAGCAAACCAAGCCAGUUACACGGGAUGGUAGCGGAACUGCGAAACCCGCUGGAUCAGUAUCUGCUCCGAGCGCUGGGGAUAGCGUUAAGAACAGCAAAGUUCAGAGUAGUGUCAGUUCAGAGCUCACUAAACGUCAAAAGGACACCGAUAAUAAGAUUGAAAAGUGUCUGAAUGAAUUGUUGAAAAUGGGCAACAACAACAGUUCAGCGGACCAAGUCCUUAUCGCUGGCGGAGCGUCAGCAGUAAAAAGUCAAACAUCGACUAAAAUACCGGAAUCCAAAGUGACGACCAGCAAAGAAGCAGCCAAUAGCACAUUGACUGAAAGUCCUACCCGUCAACAACAGUCACAACAACAACAAUCUGCACAAUUGCCCAAAAAAUACUACCCCAUCGGCAAAUCCAACUCGACCUCACAAAUACCUUUCAGCUAUCAACGUCAGAUUUUGCCGCAACAAAUGUCGGCGUUGCAGCAGCAACAACAAAACCAACAGCAACAAAUACAGGCUGCUCAACAAGAUUUGCUGCGUCUCAGGAAGCCACAAGCUCUGCAACCCACCCACGCUUAUCCGCAACAGAAACGACCCUUCUUGAAUUGGAAUUCCUUUGCCUGCUCUACCAUGAGCGGCAGCACGGAUCCUUUCAUGCAACAGCAGCAAGCGCAUAAGUUACAACAAACCGCCUCGGCUACAAAUGUAACUAAGAAAUUGCUGCAGCAGCCCAGCGGAGGACCGCAGGUACAGCAGCAGCAGCUGCAGCAGCAGAUGACGACAAAGCCCGCAACGAACUCGACAGUAUUUUUGCAAAAGAGCAACACAAAUAAGGAGAAUAAAUAUAUGAGCGCACAACAACAACAACAACAGCAGCAGCAACAACAAACGACAACCUAUAUACCGGGUUUUCUGCCAGCGCAACAGCGACAGCAGCAGCAAAAAUAUAAUUUCAUGUACGGACAACAGCAGCUGCCGCAACAACAACAAACCACACGACUGGGGGGAAAUGUCUUGGCGCACUCCGCCUCCUUCAGCAACACACAAAGACCUAGCGGCUUUCAGUAUAUGGGAAGUAAGCCACAACAAUUGCCCGGCCAAUACAUCAGUGUGCAAACAAUGCAACAGCAGCAGCAAACACAGCCUGAGCGUACAAACGCGCUACAAACCUUCGAGCCGUAUCUAUAUCCGAAGCAGAACAACUACAGUUUGGGCAGUAUGCAGCAGAAACUCUACCAGCAGCAGCAGCAACAGCAACAGCAACAUGGUGUCGGUGGUGGUGGUGUAUUCUCAACACAACAACACACUACACAUCAUUACAAACAACAACAAAAUCAAGCCGGUGGCGGCGCAGUGGGCUCAUAUCGCGCUCCUGCGCCACACCCUCUCACUCAAUCAGCCUCCACCUCAGCCGUGUGCUACGAUGCUUACCGUCCGCUGGCACCUCAACAAGCUCCAGCAGCUAUGAUUGCUGGCCAUCAGCAACAGGUUUUGUUGCAACAACAACAGCAACAGCUACAGCAGCAAAGUAAUUCAGUUAUUUUAAAUCAAACACAAAGUCAAAUGUCCAAAUCCGCAUUAGCAUUGCACUAUAUCGAGACAGCAAAGCCCGUCAUACAAGAUGAUGCUGAUGGCCACUUGAUAUAUCACAACGGCGAUAUACUUCAUCACAGAUAUAAGAUCAUGGCCACGCUGGGUGAGGGUACAUUUGGACGCGUUGUCAAGGUCAAGGACAUGGAGAGGGACUUUUGCAUGGCCUUGAAGAUCAUCAAGAAUGUGGAGAAAUACCGCGAAGCUGCCAAACUGGAAAUAAAUGCUUUGGAAAAGAUCGCACAAAAGGAUCCACAUUGCGAACAUUUGUGUGUGAAAAUGGUUGACUGGUUUGAUUAUCAUGGUCAUAUGUGCAUCGUUUUUGAGAUGUUAGGCCUAAGUGUGUUCGAUUUCUUGCGCGAGAACAACUAUGAACCAUAUCCGUUGGAACAAGUGCGACACAUGGCCUAUCAAUUAUGCUAUUCAGUUAAAUUUUUACAUGACAAUCGCUUAACGCACACUGAUCUCAAGCCUGAAAAUAUACUCUUUGUCGAUUCGGAGUAUACAACGCAUUAUAAUCACAAAAUUGAUCGCGAAGUGCGUCGCGUUAAAAACACCGAUGUGCGCCUCAUCGAUUUCGGUUCGGCUACAUUUGAUCAUGAGCAUCACAGCACUAUUGUAUCGACACGUCACUAUCGUGCACCGGAGGUUAUACUCGAAUUGGGUUGGUCACAGCCCUGUGACGUUUGGUCAAUUGGCUGCAUACUCUUCGAAUUGUAUCUGGGCAUAACGCUCUUCCAAACGCACGACAAUCGUGAACAUCUAGCCAUGAUGGAACGUAUACUUGGUCAAAUACCAUAUCGUAUGGCACGUAAUCAUUGUCAUUACAGCAAAACCAAAACAAAGUACUUCUAUCACGGUAAGUUAGACUGGGAUGAGAAGUCAUCGGCUGGACGUUAUGUACGCGAUCAUUGUAAGCCAUUGUUUAGAUAUCAAAUGAGCGAUACAGAGGAUCAUUGUGAACUCUUUGAUUUGAUUAAGAAAAUGUUGGAAUAUGAACCAUCACAACGGGUGACGUUAGGUGAUGCACUACGCCAUCCGUUCUUCGACAAAUUACCACCACAUCAACGUGUUGGUGAAAUGGGCAACAAUAAGCAGGCCAUAUCAUCUGGCAGCAGCAGCAGUCGUGAACGUUCGCACAGUUUGUCAAGAUGAGAUUUAGCGCGAUUUGGUUAUUGUUAAUUAAAAUUAGAACUGCAGCAGUGAACAGCACAGACAGCACACAGCACAUAGAAAAAAGUAAAUAUACAUAAUAGAAGGAAAUCAAUAAUGAGCAGCAGCAACACCAACAACAACAACAACAACCAGCAACAAUUAGUUAAGCAAAAAUAUAAAGGGAGAAAAUGAAAAGUAUAUAGGUAUAUGAGAAAAAGCAAACGCAGAAAAAAGUCUGCGGCAAGCAUAAUUACGAUGCACGAGACCAGCAACAAGAAAAUAAAAUCAAACAGCGAAUAAUGACAACGGACGCAGCGCAACAAUAACCAAAUUUAACAUAUACAUAACAUGUGUAAGAGCAACCAAAUGCCACAAAGAAAGAAAAUCACAACGCAUUGAUGCAUCAUUGAUCAUCUAGCAAACAUAAACAGCAAUUAGAUAGCUGAAUAAAGACAAUAGCUACGCAAAUUUUGCAUAGAAAAACAAGUAGCAGCGACCAACAAAUACAUAAUGAAUGCAAAAUAAAUUAUAAAAGCUAACAAUUGGCGGAUGAAAAUGCAUAAGUUGUUACACAAGCUACAUUAUAUGUAUAUACGAGGGGCAGUACUUUUUAAAAAAAGAUUUCUAUUGAAUUUUGCAUUACACACUUAUUACAUAUUGUAUGAAAGUAGUAGAGUAGGUUACAUAUGUCAAACUGAUUUUGAUAUAGCAUACAAUUGUGUUAAACAUAAGCCGCUCAAAUGCAUACACAUGCAAAUUUUAGUGCAUUGGCAUUUCGAUUUUUGCGAAAAUGUUCUAAUUUCUUAAAACAGAUUUAAUUCUUCUAAUUAAUUGAAGUUACAUGCCAUGCGUAUAUAUGUUUGUACACUUCUAGUUUAUCAUACAUAUAUAUGAAUAUGCAAGUUUUUUUUUUUCUUAACUGACAUAAAAAUACUCUUAUGUAUAUGUAUAUAUAUUAUAUUUUGUAAUUUUACACUUUAAUUUCUAAUGCCGUUAAUUAAAAUGCCACCUUUUUGCAUGCGUGUGUAUGCGCAAGCGUGUAAAUAGUAGAAGUGAGAAACAAUAUGAAAUCGCAUUGAAUCUACAAACUUUUAUUUUGUAACUUAAAGCACACAAAUACAUAGUGUAUGGUGGAAAAGAAGAAAUAAAAUGCUUGAACGCGCACCUUCUCUCAUAAUUAACAAAAUUUGUGUUUUUGAGUUGAUUGCAUUAUUGCAACAUUAUUUUUAAUUUAUUUUUUUUAUUUGUAAUACAAACUUUCUACUCAGUAAUUUUAUAAAAAUUACAAAUAUUUUCCAUAAAAAAAUUUUGACUUAAUUUUCGAUAUUGUUUCUGGCAAUAACAGUUGAAAAUAUGUAUUGUUAAUUUCUAUACAAACCUUUGUAGUCACGAAUAAUAUAAUCAUUUUUGCGCCAAGCAGGAUUUACGUGGCUAACAGUCAAAAAUUGUAUACAAUAUUUUUUAUUUUUAUUUUUUUUAUUUUUUUUAAAUACUGAGUUCCUGUUGAUGAAACUAUUAAAAAAAAGUCAAAAAUAAAGUGUAUAUGCUUGCCAAUUUCUUGUAAUAUGAACGCGUAAGAUUAGUAGAUAAAUAUGAAUAUAUGUACUUUUAAAAAUA